Messenger RNA from Carcharodon carcharias (great white shark), 3210 nucleotides. RefSeq names its product jupiter microtubule associated homolog 2-like. The record is from RefSeq and is a predicted model, not a curated record. Lineage: Eukaryota; Metazoa; Chordata; Chondrichthyes; Lamniformes; Lamnidae. The coding region runs from base 119 to 508 and encodes 129 amino acids. The transcript is spliced from 5 exons. Gene Ontology annotation, cellular component: nucleus.
GGGGUUUGGUGCGUGUUUAGAAAUAAGCAGCGGCGAACAGCAGGAUCCGCGCGAGAGAGCGAGGAGUCUGGAGCCGUUAACGGAGAGGGAAAGGAAGCGGCAAUAACCGGCCUCUGAAAUGACCACGACCACCACAUACCAGGGCCUGGACUCGACAGGCCGCAGCAGCUCCAGCAGAGUGUUGCAGCCUCCUGGUGGUGGAUCCAGCAUCUCAUUUGGGGUGGAGGAAAAUGUCAAGCCAGUGCAUUCUCGUUCAAACAAAACAGCAUCGAAUAUCUUUGGGCCACCAGUGGAAAACCAGCCUGUGGCUAGAAGAAGCAACCCACCAGGUGGAAAGAGCAGCGGCAUCUUUGGAGCAGCUACCACUGAAACACCAGAUCCAAAGCAACGGAGAAACCCUCCUGGUGGCAAGACAAGUGGCAUCUUUGACACUGUGAAAACACCCCCAAGCACUCUGGACUUCACAACUGGGAAAGAUGAAAAGUGCCCAGAUUCAUGUGGACACUGAGGCCAAUAUCAGUCUCAUAUCCCAGCAGAAAUCGACCAGACCAACUCACUUACAGACCUGGCAUCUUGUUUGUGUGUCUAAAUUAUAAAUCAGCCAGUGGGAAUACUUAAGCUUGUUACCAUUGGGGAUGCAUAGUCUAUCUAGAUGGUGGGAGAAAGAGAAGUGACUCCUAUGAAAAGACUGGAUCUAAACUGUUUUUUUUAUUGCAGGUUUCUUAUUGAGAUGGUGACAGUAGCUGCAGUUAUUUCACUAUUAGGAAAAGUACUUGUAAUUGUUGCACUGUUUGUUGAGGAUGAACCUUGGUCUCCUAUCCAUGCGUGGCCAUGGCUGAGGGAAUAUGGAUUUAAUCAUUAUUGCACUCCAGUGACUUCUCUCACUAGAGGCUCUUCAAUUCUCAGGUAGUCAGGAGAUUAAAGCCAUGACUAAUUAAACUGCUAGAAUUUUGCAGCAAGGAGUUAGCACCUAGCCACCCUUUGGUGGAUUUUGCAGGGAAUCUUGCUUAUCUGUUGCAUUUUUUUUAAAUGCCUGUUAGUAAAUAGACUGGCACAGACAGGAAGGAGUGGGUUCCUUUAGAAAACCAGAACUGUGGAGGCUAUGAUAAAUACAUGGCUGUUAGGACACUUACUAUGUGCUAAUUUCCCUGAAAUCUAUGCAUCCUAGCUAAUCUGUAUUUUAAACACAGUAGCAAGCUUUGGCUAGAAUUGCUGACUUCUGCAUGUUGAAUCUUUAAACUGGACUUCCACUGUUAAACCUGAAAUUUUUCAAAGUGGCUUUAUACAGGCUUCAGGUUGCAGCAUUGACCUCUUCAGUGCUUUGAGAAUAUUGAUUGUAGUCUAGUUAAAUGCUAACUCCGUAUAAGUGGUCUGAUUUUUACAGCUUCUAAUGUCGUUGUGACAUGGUUCAGACAUCUCUUCAUUCAGCUUGUUGUCUUUGUUAGUUUGCAGUUAACGAGCCUAUCCCUAUCCAAUAAAGCCAGCGCAGGGAGAUGCUGGUUGAGCUGAUAUCACUCUCUUGCUAGUCAUUUUAGUUCAGGUUUGGAGAGACUGCUGUCCUGUCUAUUUUGCUUGUAAUAACCAGUUAUCUUAUCCUAUUCUAAUUAUACGAGGGAAUGUUUGAGUCCACCCUCUAAUUUAAGACUGAAGGUCCAAACUUUUGUAGCCUGUUCUUAGUCUACCUAGUCUCAAUACCAGUUGGAAGGAAUUAUGCACCACAAGCAUUUCAGAACAGUACUCAUUUAGUGCAUCGGGACUUGAAUAACAUUGGUAGUAUGGCUGAUUACAGCUCUACUUGCUGCUGGUAUUUUACUGAAUACAAGCUUUGAACACCUUUCAGUCAACUGUGGUAUCUGCACCUGACACCUGAAUUCAUUGGCAGAUCAGUUAAACAUCUAGACUGCUUUAAUGCACCUUAUACUUCAGUGUGUGAACAUUUUUUGCCAGGAUUGUUACACACCUCUUGAAAAUUGUCCAACUUGAGCCUGAAGCUCACUGCCAUCAUUCCAUGGAUAGUGUAACUUCAUGUCUGCAUUAUUUUUAAUUCCCAUUGUGCCUUGUACAAUCUUUUUCAUACAUGUAUUUUCAUUCAUCCACAUUUUAAAUCUUAAAUUUUUAAAAAUUGAAGCAAGAACUAUAGUUUUUUUUUUGAGUUCUGGUGAGCUGUGCAGAAAAAUGGUUUAACAUGAGCUGACAAUCAUAAACCAAAUUUCAAACAGGAUUCUGAGGUGCCAGCAGGACAUGUUUUUGAUCUGUUUCAGUGACGUGGACACAAUUUAAAUAUAAAUGAGUGAGCAUGCUCAGAUACUUGGGUUAAUGAUGGCUGAAGUGAGUCUAUCCCUCCAAUUGCCUUAGUUUUGCCCUCACUUAAUUUGUUCACAUCCUAUUGUAACUUGCUGCUCCCUCCUAACUUGUAUCAUCUACAAAUGUGGAUAAAGGAACAGAUAUAAUAUCCAGUCAAAUGAAAGUUGAGUCUCUAGAACACCCCCUGGUGGGGGAGGGAGGCACCACUUGUUGCACCCCACCAAUCGGAGUGUCUUUCUUUUAUAUCCACUAUCUCCAGAGUUAAAAGAUUACCUCCUUUGUGUGCUCUCAUUUUUGCUGAUCUCUUAUUUAAAAUCUUAUUACUUAUUUGUCUUAAUCAAAGUGACGCUGAACAAUUCAAGCUGACACUCAUCAGCUCAUUUGUUCAAAUGCUUAGUCAUUCUAGCCCUAAUGACUAUUCUAAUUUCCCAACAACUGACAUUAAAUUGACGGGAUAAAAGCAAAAUACUGCGGAUGCUGGAAAUCAAACAAAAACAAAAAUAGCUGGAAAAAUUCAGCAGGCCUGACAGCAUCUGUGGAGAGGAAGAUGGUUAACGUUUCAAGUCCGUAUGACACUUCAUCAAACUGACAGGACUAGUUAUCUGGUUUCUUUCACCAAUCUUAAUUAAUGGGAUGAUGUUAACAAAUUUCCAAUUUAAUGGUACAAUUUGGAAUUAAAGGAACUUAAAAAAAAUUAAUUAUCACUUCUGGAGUUACAGGUCCGGGAUUUUUAUCCUUCUGGAGUCUCAUUAUUUUUCUCCAUUACUGUUUUUAUAUUCUUAUUGAAUUCAAUGAGUCCCUCCUUUUAUUAUUUUCCUUUCUAUCAGUAGUAAUUUACUGUUCUCAUCCUUUAUUGUGAAAACGACUAAAGUACUCAUUUAAUAAAUCUGCCAUUGCCUUGUGUUA